Messenger RNA from Carassius carassius (crucian carp), 2790 nucleotides. RefSeq names its product choline transporter-like protein 4. Gene Ontology annotation, molecular function: thiamine pyrophosphate transmembrane transporter activity. Bases 208 to 2379 code for a protein of 723 amino acids. The transcript is spliced from 22 exons. NCBI's taxonomy places the organism in Eukaryota, Metazoa, Chordata, Actinopteri, Cypriniformes, Cyprinidae. The record is from RefSeq and is a predicted model, not a curated record. Gene Ontology annotation, cellular component: plasma membrane. Gene Ontology annotation, biological process: choline transport; thiamine pyrophosphate transmembrane transport.
UUUGCGCGCGUCAGGUGAGCUCGUGCAGCGCCCAGCGGCAGGUGCCCCAUGACGUCACCACGGCGCUUAGAUACUCCACCAAAGAUUCACCGACAUUACAACAGCAGAGAAAGUAAGGUCCGGACUUGAUCGAUUGAGAUGAACGCUGCUGAGCAGUGAACUUUUCACACGGUUUUUACUUCAGACACAUGAUCGCGAAGUGAAACGAUGGGCCGUAAUAAACAGGAGGAAGAGCAAAACAACCCCGAGUAUGGUGAACCAACUCAGUUUGACCCCACAUUCACCGGCCCCAUUCACAACAGGAGCUGUACAGACAUCAUAUGCUGCGUUCUGUUCAUGCUGGUCAUCGCGGGUUACAUAGUGGUGGGAAUUCUGGCCUGGCUGUAUGGAGAUCCUCGACAUGUGCUGUAUCCCAGAAACUCCACGGGAAUGUUCUGUGGAGUCGGACAGAACAAGGACAAGCCCAACGUCAUGUACUUUGACAUCCUCAAAUGUGCCACAGCGACAAAUGUCAUGGCUUCAGCUCUGCAGGGUCUCCAGUGUCCCACCACACAGGUGUGUGUGAAGUCGUGUCCGUCAGAGUUCUGGAUGUUGUCUCCUCUCGCCUACUCACCGAGCGCAAACCCAGCCAAUUAUUUCAACCAGGAGUACUGCGUCCCGUCCUUCCAGCUGCAAGGCACUCAAUAUUCAGCUAUGGAAAUUGUAAAUAAAGAGUUGUGUCCUCUUUUCUACAUGCCAACAACCUCUGUGCUGGGCCGGUGUUUGCCCAGUUUGGGAGGGAAUGCGUAUAAUCCCAGUAAUAUUCCCACAAACUUCACUCUUCCUGGAUUGAAUGCGAAUCAGACUUUGGCAGCGAUCAGGAAUGCCACAAGCGACGUCACCAACAGCUUCAACAUCAAAGACGUCGGCCUGAGGAUCUUCGAGGACUUCGCCAAGUCAUGGCAGUGGAUCGUAGCUGGUCUGGUGAUUGCGAUGGUGGUCAGCGUUCUCUUCCUGAUUCUGCUGCGUUUCACAGCUCCGGUUCUCAUCUGGGUUCUCAUCGUUGGGGUUCUAGCGGUCGGCGCCUUCGGUAUCUGGUACUGUUAUAAUGAGUACAUGUCUCUGGCCAACUCUAGCCUGACCUUCAAUAACGUGGGUUUAACCACUAAUGUGCAGGUCUAUCUGCAGGUGCGGGACACCUGGCUGGCCUUCUUGAUUAUUCUGAGUAUCGUCGAGGCCGUUCUGCUGCUGGCGUUGAUCUUUCUGAGGACUCGUAUUCUCAUCGCCAUCGCUCUUAUUCAGGAGACCAGCAAGGCGUUGGGUCACAUGAUGACGACCCUCUUCUAUCCCAUCAUCACGUUUGUGCUGCUGCUGGUGUGUGUGUCGUACUGGGGAAUCACAGCGCUAUAUCUGGCCACAUCAGGCGCUCCCAUCUACAAGGUGGUGGCCAUGAACACAGCACAGGCCGGCUGCAGCGUCAUACAAGCCAACCAGACCUGCGUCCCGGAGACGUUCAACACUACGCAGUAUCCCACGUGUCCUUCAGCACGCUGCAUCUUCAUUAACUAUAACACGGAGGGUUUGUUCCAGAGGAACCUCUUUAACCUGCAGAUCUAUAACGUGAUUGCGUUCCUGUGGUGUGUGAACUUUGUCAUCGCUCUGGGUCACUGUACGCUCGCCGGCACCUUCGCCUCAUAUUACUGGGCCUUCAGCAAACCGGCAGAUAUCCCAACAUUCCCUCUGAUCCAGUCCUUCAUGAGAGCGCUGCGGUAUCACGUGGGCUCGCUGGCGUUUGGCGCGCUGAUUCUCACGCUGGUGCAGCUCGUCCGGAUCAUUCUGGAGUAUCUGGACCACAAGUUCAAAGAGGCUCAGAACCCGUGCACGCGCUUCAUCAUGUGUUGCCUCAAAUGCUGCUUCUGGUGUCUGGAGAAAUUCAUCAAGUUCAUCAACAGGAACGCUUACAUCAUGAUCGCCAUAUACGGGAAGAAUUUCUGUGUGUCUGCUAAGAAUGCUUUCUCUCUGCUCAUGAGGAACAUCAUACGGGUGGUGGUGCUGGAUAAAGUGACGGAUCUGCUGCUGUUCUUCGGGAAGCUGCUGGUGGUCGGUGGAGUGGGUGUGCUGGCCUUCUUCUUCUUCUCCGGCAGGAUUCCGACUCCAGGAACCACGUUUGAAACAGCGCCGCUCAACUACUACUGGAUGCCCAUCAUAACGGUGGUGUUCGGUGCGUAUCUGAUCGCCCACGGCUUCUUCAGUGUGUAUAACAUGGGUGUGGACACACUCUUCCUGUGUUUCUUGGAGGAUCUGGAGCGUAAUGAUGGCAGUCCACAGAAACCUUACUUCAUGUCCAAGAACCUGAUGAAGAUCCUCAACAAGAAGAACAAAACGGCCAAGACGGGCUGAUGAAGAUGAUGAGGGUUUCUGACUUCAUAAUCUCAAGCACUGUCACUUUCAGUCGAAGUGAAUCCAUGUACAGACCCUUUGAAACAUUGAUAGUCGUUUUGUCUUAGACAUGUUCCUGAGAUUCAAUCCUGGAACUGUUUUACUGAAAAUGUGCCAGUGCAUUUUUUUCGUUGUGUUUUAUUCAAGGCAAACUUGACAUGUCUGUGAGCCAAAGCAUUUAUUAUUAGCCAUUUUUAUCUUUACAUAUUAAUAUAUUCAGUUUAUGAUUUUAAUAUAAGAUUCAAUUGACUGCUUUUGGUGCAGAUUAAUAACUAACGUUCUGUUCUUCCAAAACUGCUGAACAUUUUUUAAGCCACUUUUUAAACUUUGUAAUAGAGAAUAAAAUACAUGACAGAAUAUCUGAUCCUCCAU